AUGAGAAUACUUUUACUACUGGCUGCCUCAGCCAUACUGUCACACGCCCAAAAUGACUGCUCAUGGGGGGCAUGCUACCCACCCACAGAUGACUUGCUCCUUGGCAGGGCUCACCAACUUCAGGCUUCAUCUACCUGUGGCCUCACUGGCUCAGAGGUCUUCUGUACCCCGUACCAACAGAGGAAGAUGAAAUGUUGUCCGUGUGACUCCAAGAACCCAAACAGUCAGCUGGCCCACACUGUCCAGGAUGUUGUGUCCACCUCAGGGCCAGACAGAUGGUGGCAGUCUAAGAAAGAGACGAGUCCAGUUACUCUUCAGCUCAACCUCAACAAUCUGUUCCAGCUUGACAAUCUGAUGCUCAGCUUCAAGGGUCCUCGUCCCAGUGCCUUGGUCAUAGAGAGGACACUGGACAACGGCAAAACAUGGCAGCCCACCCUCUACAUGGCAACAAACUGUCAAAAAGCAUUUCCCAGCGUACCCACAAGAGUUCCUCUUGCCAUGGACCAGACAUACUGCUACACACUGCCCCCUACAGACACAAAUCCAUAUAAAGAUCACACAAUUGAGUACAGUCCUUUACGUCAAUACGCUUACGUCGCUGCUCCCAAAAGCCAAAAGAUUGAAGAUGUGUCUGGGUUAACAGGGCUGAGGGUGAGAUUCACAGAGCUGGGUGAUGUGCCUCAUCUGCCAGGCAGGAGCCUCAGUAGGUUUUACGCCCUGAAAGAGAUGAAGGUGAUGGGCAGCUGUAUGUGCCAUGGACAUGCUAACCGAUGUCUGCCACAAGGAUACAGCAGUAACCUUGUGCCCAGUACUAUACAGGUGAACGCACAGUGUGACUGCCAGCAUAACACAGCAGGUGUGAACUGUGAGCGCUGUGCUGAUCUCUACAAUGAUUUGCCCUGGAGACCUGCAGAGGAAGGCAACACUCAUGCCUGCAAACGUUGUGAGUGUAACAACCACGCACAGCGCUGCCGGUUUGAUUGGGCGGUGUAUGAGGCCAGUGGACAGAGGAGUGGAGGUGUGUGUGAAAAUUGUAUGCACCACACCACAGGGCCAAAGUGUGACCAGUGCGCUCCAGGAUACCAGCCAAACCCCCGCAGUCGAAUGGAUCGUCCUGAUGCCUGCAUACGCUGUAUCUGCAGUGCCGAGGGGACAGUGAACGGCGGCCGCUGUGAUGACAGCACAGGAUCCUGUCAAUGCAAAGUGAAUGUAGAGGGUCCCCGCUGUGACCGCUGCAAGACAGGAUACUACGGUCUGAGUUCCUCCAACCCUCAGGGCUGCACUAAGUGUUCCUGUUCUCCACACGGCUCCCUCUCAGAUGUCUGUGAUCCGUCGACUGGCCAGUGUCUCUGUCGUCCCCACUUCCACGGCAUUACCUGCAACGUGUGUGUGAAAGGCUACUGGAAGCCAAACAUGUCAGAAACCUGCAAACCCUGCGGCUGUGAUGCCACCAGAUCAACCACUGAUUCCUGUGAUCAGCUGACUGGUCAGUGUCAGUGCAGAUCAGGCUUUGGAGGCCGAACAUGUACAGAAUGCCCUGAUAACACGUACGGAGACCCCCUGAAAGGCUGCCAGCCCUGUGACUGUGAUGCCGAUGGAACCCUCCCAGGAGUUUGUGACAAGCAGUCGGGAGUCUGUUUGUGCCGACCGGGCGUCUCUGGAGCUCGCUGCGACUCCUGCAGUCGUGACCGCUGCGACUCCUUCCCUGACUGUGAGAUGUGUCCCUCCUGCUUCUUCAGCCUAAACGCUCAGCAAAAGAAUCUCAGCUUGGUCCUGUUGAGACUUGCUUCCAGAUUACCGUCUCAGUCUGGAGGCGGCGCUGACUUUGGGCCCCGCAUCAGUGACCUGGAGGCCACUUUGAAAUUCAUCCAGAACUCCAUGUCCUUCUCACCCACCACUGAUACACGUGAUGCUCUUUCUGAGCUGAAGAAGCUCAGGUACCAGGUUGAUAAUGACCUUUCACCCCUGACAAAAACUCCUGGUCUGGACUCUGAGCUGGACAAACUGCAGGACCUGCUGGAAAGCUUCACGCUGGUGUACAAUGCCAAGAAAGAUGCCAUAGAGAACUCUGCCAGUCCCAACAAUAUAGGGGCAUUUAACACCAUCAGAAACGCCAACGAUAACUCGACAGAUGCCACCAAAAAAGUUGAGGCCGGGAAAAAUACCAUAAAGGAAUCAACUGAUGUCCGAGAAAAAACUGAGGACAUUCAGAGCAAAGUACAGCCGGCCAACACCAGAGAUCUGGACAAACUGAACAACAGCAUGGCCUCCCAACCCAACCUCACUCCUGUUGCCAAACAAGUGUGUGGCAGUGUUCACUCCGAGCCCUGCACACCUCUCCAGUGUGAAAUUGGAGAUUUGUGCACACCAGGGGGAGACGCACCCUGUGAAAAGGGGGGAAAGUGUGUGGGUGCUCUGCCUCUGAGCAAGAAGGCAGACGCUGAUGCCAAGGAUGUGAGGGAAGGACUCGACAAGCUCUCUGGGAGGAUCACAGAUGCUGCAGAGAAGCUGCAGAAAACACAGGAGAUAACCAAUCAGGUGAGGCAGUCUACAGAGAAGCUGUCCAGUAAGCUGCAGCAGGCCAGAGAUGAACUCGAAGACGACCUGAAUGAGACACGCAGCGUUGUGAAAGAGCUCAAAGACUUCCUGUCAGACCCAUCCGCUAACCUGACCCAUGUCCAGGAGGUGAGCGACUGGAUCCUGAACGCCAAGCUGCCCCCCAGAUUGGCAGGGCUUAAAGGGAAGCUGCAGGAGCUGAAGGAGCUGACAGCCAAUCUACCAGACAGCACAGCGGUGCUGAAGGAAGCUGAGCCACAGUUAGAUGCAGCCAAGAAACUGCUACAGGAUGCUCAGGAUGCCAGGGACACAGCACUGGGUGUGAAGGCUGAUGUUGAUGGGCUGCUGGCAGGCUUCAGCUCAGUGAGCCCUUCCCUUGCUGAGCUGGAAGACAAAUUGCAAGACAAAAUCGAUGUCAUAGAGACCUUGAAUGAUAACCUUACUAAGGCCAAAGACCAGCUGGUGCCAGCAGAGAAGGCACUGGACGAUGUAGCAAUACUGAUAAAGCCAAUGAAACCCCAGCUGGAUGAGCUGAGAGACCUGCUGCAGGAUGGAGGUCAGCAGGCUGAAGAUGCACGGGAAAAUGCAGAAAAAGCUGAUAAAGAAGCAGCUGCUGGAAAUCAGGACCUGUUGACUUUGGAGAAGCACCUUGACCGUCUCAAAGAGGAAGACAUUCCCAGGACAGAUGGCGAGACGGAGCCAGCGGGGGAUCGACUGAACAAACUGCAGCAGGAUGCUGGAGCUCUGGCUAACAUAACCAAAAACAUGCUGCAGUCUCUAGACGGAAAAGCCGACUCCAUCCAAAGACUGCAGGACGAGAUAGUUCAGAAAUCAACAAAGCUUGAACAGCUCGAUGUCGAUCUUAAAACACUUCUGACACAACUCCGUAAGAAAGCUGACGAUCUCAGUGCCUGCCAGGGCUGA
Messenger RNA from Pelmatolapia mariae (spotted tilapia), 3480 nucleotides. RefSeq names its product laminin subunit beta-3-like. The record is from RefSeq and is a predicted model, not a curated record. Gene Ontology annotation, cellular component: laminin trimer. The coding region runs from base 1 to 3480 and encodes 1159 amino acids. Gene Ontology annotation, biological process: cell migration; tissue development; animal organ morphogenesis. The transcript has 22 exons. NCBI's taxonomy places the organism in Eukaryota, Metazoa, Chordata, Actinopteri, Cichliformes, Cichlidae.